Messenger RNA from Perca fluviatilis (European perch), 1791 nucleotides. Its product is annotated as GTPase IMAP family member 8-like. Gene Ontology annotation, molecular function: GTP binding. The record is from RefSeq and is a predicted model, not a curated record. Bases 253 to 1581 code for a protein of 442 amino acids. Lineage: Eukaryota; Metazoa; Chordata; Actinopteri; Perciformes; Percidae. The transcript has 5 exons.
UUCGUGUUUGUUCAUCUUUUGUAGCCUCAGCGUAUAUUUGUGUGUGGUCGGAGUCAUUUUAUUAAGCAAAGCCACUUCUCUGGAACUUCUCUGUUGUGAACUUUGAAACUAAUUCUGAGAUACGCAGAACAACAUUGAAUCCAUAAGAGGAAGUAAAUGCAGAGCUGGAAUCACAUGAGAUAAGAAGCUUGCGGAGAGAGAUUUCACACGUUGACUCACACUCUGACUGUGGAUUAUGAAAAAAACCUUGACAUGGCGGUCUCUUAUGGUCCAGAUCCAAGCCUGUCCCAAGUGGUUUUGCUGUUACUGGGUGAAAAAAAAAGUGGGAAGAGCUCAGCAGGAAACACCAUUCUGGGAAAACCAGUCUUUGACAAAAAAACUACUCGCAGCUACAAAGAGAGCGGCACCACCUUUGGCAUACAAGUGACAGUGGUGGACACCCCAGGGUGGUUGUCCAACUCCACCACUCCAGACGUAGUAUCCAGGGAGCUGUGCAGAGGUCUGACCCUCUGCCAUCCAGAGCCCCAUGCCAUCCUGCUAGUGCUGCCCACCACCUCCACCUUCGGCCCAGAGGAGUGGAAGGCCAUGGAGGCCCAGCUCAGACUGCUCCAAACCCCCAUCUGGCAGCGAGCCAUGGUCCUCUUCACCCAUGGAGACAACUUAGGAGACUUGCCUAUACAGGAGCACAUAAGGCGACAGGGUCGGACUCUUCAUUGGCUGCUGGAGCGAUGUGGGAACAGGUACCAGGUUAUGAGCAGCCAGUCCAGGGCCUCAGAGGCUCAGGUCACAGAGCUCUUUGAAAAGAUCCAGAAGAUGAUGAAGACUAACGAGCGUCCCAAGUAUAUCCAGGACCGGAUGUACACCCAGCUGAGACGAGAUGUGAGCAUAAAGGAGGACAGGAGUUGGCAGGGAAGACAAGAGGAGAUAGAAAUGACAGUGAUGCAUAAUGUGCAUGAUGGGAGGACGGGACAAAGGGAGCAGAUGGCCCCAGGAUGGCUUUAUAUGCCAAGAGGAUUCUCAGCAGGGCCAGUUGGUUUUAAGCCUGCUCUUGGCCUCAUUCUGCUGGGAAGGAGGAAGUCCGGAAAGAGCUCAGCAGGCAACAUGAUUUUGGACAGGGAAGUGUUUCAGGUCAACAAAAAGACCACAAGGUGCUCUGUAAGCCACGGGGAAGUGUCAGGGCGGCCUGUCACGGUGGUGGACACCCCCGGUUGGAGUCUGUUUGGUCUGGCCAAUCCCAAGCAGGUCAGGACGGAGAUCAGUCGGAGCCCUUCCCUCUGCCCUGUGAGGAGCAAAGUGUCAUUCGUGCUGGCUGUACCGGUAGGCUCGUUCAGAGAGAAAGACAGGAGAGCUGUGGAGAUGUACCUCAGCAUUUUGGGGAAUGAUGUAUGGAGAACUACUGUGGUGUUGUUCACCUAUGGAGAGGAGCUGAGAGGAAGGACAGUGGAGAAACACAUAGAGCAGAACGGAGAGCCUCUACAGUGGCUGCUGGACAGAUGUGGCCACCGGCAUCAAGUGUUAGAUACAAAUACAGGAGACGAGACUCAAGUCAGUCAGCUGCUGGAGAUGGUGGAGCAACUAUAGGAAGUAAAUGGCAAAAAUCUUUUACAAACAAAACAAUUUUCAAAGCCAAAAGUCUUCUUCAUUAUGGUUCUCUGUGUGAUUUCAAACAUUUUAAUCAUAAAAAUGAGUAUAUACAUAGAUGCAGUUUUUGUUUAGGAUUGAAGUAAAGUUUGAUUUCAUUUCCCAAAAAAUAUAAAGGAUGGUUGACAUAAAUCUUCUGGAACGAUUUGA